Molecule: messenger RNA, 987 nt
Organism: Tremella mesenterica DSM 1558
Lineage: Eukaryota; Fungi; Basidiomycota; Tremellomycetes; Tremellales; Tremellaceae
Exons: 5
Coding region: 1-987 (328 amino acids)
Cellular component (GO): cytoplasm
Source: RefSeq, a predicted model, not a curated record
AUGGUGAAAACUCUUCCAUUCGCCGAUAUCUCAGUGCCGGUCCCUGGCUUUGGUGCGAUGGGCUUCUCUCAAGGUUAUGGUCCUGCAAAAGAAGAAGAAUCCUUCGAAACGAUGGCCAAGGCCGUCGAGAUCGGUUGUACUUUCUGGGAUACUGCUGCGGUAUACGGUUGCGGACACAACGAAACCCUGAUCGGGGAGUUUCUGAAGAAGAACAAUUGUCGGGACAAAAUGUUCAUCGCUUCCAAAUGUGGUUUUGAGAUUGAUUGGGAAGCGAAGAAACCUCUUAAAGUGACCAACUCUGCCGAACAUAUCAAGGAAUACAUUGAAGGUUCCAUCAAACGUCUGGGAACUACGCCCGAUCUUUACUACUUGCAUCGAAUCGAACCUGGUCGUGAUUUGAACGAAUCUAUCGGGGCUUUAGAUGCUAUUCGCAAAGCUGGAAAAUGUAAAUAUAUCGGUUUGAGUGAAUGUAACGCUACCACUCUUCGUAAAGCAUGUCAAAUCGCCAAGAUCGAUGCAUUGCAAAUUGAAUAUUCUCCCUGGUUCACCGACCACGAGCAAAACGGACUCAUCGACACAGCACGAGAAUUUGGAGUUGCCAUUAUCGCUUAUUCUCCAUUGGGCAAAGGUGUCCUAACUGGGAAAUACACUUCCCCCGACCAAUUCACCGAAGGUGAUACUAGAAAGACCAUUCCUCGUUUCAGCGCCGAAAACCUCAAGCUCAACCUUCGAAUCGUGGAGCAGUUCAAAGCGUUGAGCGAGAAAAAAGGCUGUACACCUGGUCAAUUGGCUUUGGCUUGGGUGGCAGCACAAGGCGCGCUCGCGAUACCAGGCACGAAAUCUGUAAAUAGGUUGAUCGAGAACUUUGGGGCGAGGGAAGUGGAUCUUAGCGAGGAUGAGUUGAAAGAGAUCCGAGCGGUUAUCGAGGAUGCCAAACCCGUUGGUGAAAGGUAUGGAGAAGUCCAUCUCAAGGCUGUAGGUCAUUGA